AUGGGCGAGGCGAGCCGGGUGUGCUCCGGCUACUACAGCCUCAACCACAGCUUCGUGGAGCCCUUUCGGUGUCCCCGGCGCGGCGAGGCGGCCACCCUCCUCUACUGCUGCGGCUUCGCAGACCUCAAGUACUGCUGCAGCGAACCCGGCAGCUACUUCCCCUACAAACACAGCUACAUGUGGAGCCUCAGCAUCGGCGCCCUGACUGGACUGGGAAUCGCUGCUCUUGUUUUACUCGCCUUUGUCAUCAGCGUCUGUGUCCUUUGCUACUUAUUUCUGUAUACAAAGCCUCAAAGAUUAGACACUGGCCUUAAACUUCAACACCUAGAGGCUUCUUCCACUCAAGAAGGCAACUCAAAUAGGAAAAUCAAAGCCCUCAAUUCAAACGCAGCAUCAAAUUCAACAAAUGAAACAAUCUAUGAAGCUGAUGAUAUAAUUCAAGAAAAAACAGUGGAUACAACACAAAUCAACAUUGUGUCUCAUUAA
This is a messenger RNA of Molossus molossus (Pallas's mastiff bat), 486 nucleotides long. RefSeq names its product shisa like 2B (gene SHISAL2B). The coding region runs from base 1 to 486 and encodes 161 amino acids. The transcript has 3 exons. Lineage: Eukaryota; Metazoa; Chordata; Mammalia; Chiroptera; Molossidae. The record is from RefSeq and is a predicted model, not a curated record.